AUGCACAGAGAUAAGAGAAUAAAGGGAGACAUGCCGUGGCUCCGUCAGAGUCGAGGUUCUCCCAGACUCGUCCUGGUGGUGGUGUGUGUCGCUCUGCUGCUCGACAACAUGCUGCUGACUGUGGUCGUGCCGAUCAUCCCAACGUUCCUCUAUGCCAUGGAGCAUCCCAGUCCCGAGCCCCAGACCGCCCAGCCCUCCCUGCUCCCUCUGCCCAGCCUCGGUGCACCACGCCUGGGCACGGCACCCUCACAGUCGCCCUCCCCCGAGUCAAACCUCCAGCCCUCGCAGCUCCUCCAGCCCGGUUCACAGUCAGAGCAGAGCUCCCCACCGUCUCGUCUGGUAUCUCUGUUCGACAACACCACCUUCAGUCUGCAGGAGACCCGGACCGGACCGACCCCCAACACCGAGUCCACUGACCAGAGCAGCCCGGCCACAGACCUGCACCCCAACGAGACCACAGUAGGUGGAGACUCCACCUGUCUGCAGGACAGCGCCUUCCUGGAGCAGGAAAAUGUUCGUGUUGGUUUGUUGUUUGCCUCUAAAGCUCUCGUCCAGCUGCUCAUCAACCCCUUUGUCGGCCCGCUCACCAACAGGAUCGGUUAUCACAUCCCAAUGUUCGCUGGUUUCAUCAUCAUGUUUGUGUCAACCAUCAUGUUUGCGUUCUCAGGGACGUACGCUCUGUUGUUCUUCGCUCGCUCUCUGCAGGGGAUCGGCUCGUCCUUCUCGUCUGUAGCAGGUCUGGGCAUGUUGGCCAGUGUGUACACAGACGAUGAGGAGCGAGGGAUCGCCAUGGGCAUCGCUCUGGGUGGACUGGCUAUGGGAGUCCUAAUCGGAGCUCCAUUCGGCAGUGUGAUGUACGAGUUUGUGGGGAAGCGCGCUCCCUUCCUCAUCCUCGCCUUCCUUGCUGUAUUCGACGGAGCGCUGCAGCUGUUCAUCCUGCAGCCGUCAAAGAUCUCUCCUGGGAGUGUGGAGGGGACGCCGUUACUGACGCUGUUAAAGGAUCCAUACAUCCUCAUCAGUGCAGGUUCUCUGUGUUUCGCCAACAUGGGCGUGGCCAUCCUGGAGCCCACGCUGCCCAUCUGGAUGAUGCAGACCAUGUGCUCCCCAAAAUGGCAACUUGGUAUGGCGUUCCUCCCCGCCAGCAUCUCCUACCUGAUAGGAACAAACCUGUUCGGAAUUCUGGCCAAUAAGAUGGGACGGUGGCUCUGCUCCAUGUUGGGGAUGUUUAUUGUCGGCGUCAGUCUGUUGUGUGUUCCUUUUGCCACCAGUAUCUACGGUCUGAUUGGACCAAACGGAGGUCUGGGCUUUGCUAUAGGUAUGGUGGACUCCUCCAUGAUGGCAAUCAUGGGUUACCUGGUCGACAUCCGCCACGCCUCCGUCUACGGCAGCGUGUACGCCAUCGCUGACGUGGCACUGUGUAUGGGCUUCGCUAUCGGGCCGUCCACUGGGGGCGCUCUGGUGCAGGCGGUGGGCUUCCCGUGUCUCAUGGUGUUCAUCGGGGUGAUCAACAUCCUGUACGCUCCGCUCUGCUUCCUGCUGCGCAACCCGGCCGUCAGAGAGGAGAAGAUGGCCAUCAUCGACCAGGAGUGUGUGAUGCACAGGAAAAGCUACAACACGCAGAAGGAGAGCCGCGAGUUUCCUCUGAGCGACUACAGCGAAGAAGAAGAGACGGAGGAGUGA
Centropristis striata (black sea bass) is the source of this 1680-nucleotide messenger RNA. Its product is annotated as chromaffin granule amine transporter. The record is from RefSeq and is a predicted model, not a curated record. The coding region runs from base 1 to 1680 and encodes 559 amino acids. Gene Ontology annotation, cellular component: terminal bouton; synaptic vesicle membrane. The transcript is spliced from 17 exons. Gene Ontology annotation, biological process: transmembrane transport; aminergic neurotransmitter loading into synaptic vesicle; xenobiotic transport. Lineage: Eukaryota; Metazoa; Chordata; Actinopteri; Perciformes; Serranidae. Gene Ontology annotation, molecular function: serotonin:sodium:chloride symporter activity; xenobiotic transmembrane transporter activity.